CUGGUAGUCAAAAUGGCGGCUGUAUUCAGGAGAUGUGUGUCCUGCCUGAACUUAGGAAAACCUUUAGUUUUAAGGAAGAGUGGAAAUUUACCGAGUUUUUCAGGUUCUAACAAAGGUAAGAUAUUUUUUUCAGCAUCAUGAAUUAAAAACAUUUUAUUUCGUCAUCGAGUGUCAAAUGAUCGCACACAUUUUCAAGGUUUUUCUAACCCCUUCGAAUUUCAGUCACUUUACACAAAGUUGUUGAAUUGGUCAGCUCUCCGUAUAGAUUUUGCGAUUAACCUUUUUUGAGCAAAGGAGGGAUUUGUCUCAAAAUCCAUGAAUCCACCAAACUUUUUAUCUCACAAGCUGUGCCCAUUUAUCUUUUAUUAUCAUCUGUGAUAAAAGAUUCCUUUUCAGGGAGGUUUUGAUUGUAUUGAUCUUACAUCUUAGCAUCCACAUUGGAAACGUGUUCAGAUCACAAAUCUCGACUGAAACUCAAAGAGUGCACCUUGAUCAUUUCAGUAAUCAGGGUGGAAAUUUCUCCAAGACAAAGAGUAUAAUUUUUGAUGAAGGUACUAAAAAUGAGGCAUUCUUACAGAUUCGCUGAUGGUGAAAGGAUUUAUUUCAGCUCUGAUGAUACAAGGCCAAAAGCGUACUUAUGCAAGCGGAAAUUCAGGUACAGCGUUCUAACAUUGAAGAAUGUACAUGUAAUCUAGCCAGGGAUGACAAUUGCCAGAAAUCUGAAAAUGUGCAGAUUUUGAUGAAGUCCCCAGCCAUCUUCCCUUCUCAGUCUCAAAGAGUAUUAUUUAUGUGUCUUGCUGCACAGGCAAUACAAAAAAUAUAUAUUUCUCUUGCCAGGGCAUGAUAUUGCAUUAAGCUUAUAACUUUACAUUGCAUGGUUAUUUCUCCAGUCUGAAAAGGAUGUGAUGUAACUUAAAACAACAUCUCCAUCAUUGUGAGAAAAAAUAAUGUAACAUGUGUUUAGUACUUUUACAAGGUCUUAAGUCAAUUGAUUUAUUGAAAUGACAAAGCACUUUACUGUACUGUUGUAAUCUAAAACUGAUGACUAUUUCGAAAUCAUUUUAGAGUAUGAUUUGUUGUGGGAGGCUGUAACUAGUGGUAGAGGAACAGGGAGACGGAAGAAGACAAAUAUUGUCAAAGGAAUCGAUCCAAAACUACUCAAGUAUGGUAAGCUUAACAACAUCUAAGAUAUUCCUUUUGGUGAUAAAUGUAUCUUAAUUUGAGACGGGGACACCGUUGAAGUAUGGAUAAGGACCGGGAGGCAGGGAAGCUUUGCUUUUACUCCAGGAUUCAUCAUGCAGGGUUGUUGCUAAGUGCCAGCUGCCACCAAGAUUAGCUGAGUGUGAAAUAUCAGGCUGAAUUUGUGGAUGUCAUUAUUGCUCAAUAAAGCACAACUGACAUUUCUGAAGUUUGAUAUGAAACACUGUUAUGCAAUUGAAAAUAUUUAAAUAUAUAAAACUAUAUGACCAAGUUCAGUGUUAAUGACACUACUGACUGUAAAGUGAUAGAAAAGACAUUUUAUUUGGAGCUCUUGUUUCUUGUGACUUCUUUCUGCUUCUAGCAUUCACAAUUUUGUAAUCAGGAAGCUCAGUAGCUUGGCAUUUAAAGCACUGCAUUAACUACUGUGAGUUGCACCAAGAGCUCUCAUUUUGAGGCACUAUUUGACCCCCCUUGCUUGAAAUUACAGCCAGCAGCGUAAUUUCUUAGCAACAAUCUUGUUCACAUCUCCCUGAUAUGCUGGAAUCUGUUUGUUUUAAAAUAAUUAAUAAAAGUCAAAUUCUUUAGUGUUCAAAAUUGCUGAAAAAAAGAGGCUAGAAGAUUUAUUUUCAGAUCAAAAUGUCAAGAUUUGUCAUAGUGCAGGUGUUUUUCUAAGGCCAGGUUCUUCACUUUCCCUACUUGCAAUUGUCUCAAGUGAGAGACCCUUUUCCUCCUAUAUCCCCUACUAAGCAGGAUUUUGUCAUCAAAUUUCUUCCAUUGUUAGAAGUUAGAAUAAUAAAAUCUAUCAGAAUCUGUCUUUUGCACAUAUAUAUUUCAAUGACUCUAGGGGUUACUAUAAAGGUCUCAUUUAAAAUAGAUUACCUGAAGUAAGUGGAUUUUGGAAAGCUUAUAUUUGGAUUGUCUAGUACAGAACAAAGUUCUAACCAUUAUCUGUAGAUCACUAGAAUUGUACAUCUCCUAAAAAAGUAUUACAGGAAUGACAAAAGUAAAUUAAUAAUAUCUCCAAUGAUUAGACAAGGCUGGCCUCAAGUGGAAAGGGUAUAAUGUUCCUAUAAAUGAUGAGGUGGAACUGGACAGAGAUGAAGAAGGAAUUAUAGUGAAACCAAAGAAGACUGGUGACAGAGGUUGGGCUGGAAAGGGCUGGCCAGGGAGAAAAUGUGGAAACCCCUUUACUGCUGAUGGAAGUGAGUUUGUGAAUGACAUUUCUAGAAAUAAUAGUACUUCAAAUAUUGCUCUCCACAGUUUUAGAGCUUUUAGUAUUUAACCCUUUGAUCUGUAAGAGUGACUAGCAUCUACAGCUGUGAUUUCUCCCUAAAAUAUCACCUUGGAAUCACCCAUUAAGGACAGGAGGGGAAUGAUCAGAAGAUAGAAGUUCUUGGUUGUAAAACAAGUUCUCCUCAUCACCACGUAAUAAAAUGUACAUGGGAGAUAGUAUGGAGAAUGUACAUGUCCAUGUUAGGGUUAAAAGGGUUAAUUUGCAAUCAACCUUGUUGUAAUGAAGUGAUGUAAUUUUGUUGUUCCUGGCACUUCACAACAACAGCAUACUAUUUUUUUGGUGUGUGUAAUUCAGCAGACAAGGUAUCGAUUAAUCACUCUUUUGUUCAUUUGAAAUUUGUUUCCAGGGGAAUUGUCAGACUUCUCAACUGUAUGCAUUGAGGUAUUGUUUAUUUGUUUUCAGACAUACUGUAAAUUAUAUGUCACCCAAAUUAUAAAUUCCAACCUCUGAAGGAACAAAAAUAAAAAAACUUCAAGCUUCUUUCCUGAAACAUGAGAGAGAUAAGGGAAAAUAAAUCAUUAUCAAGCCUAAUUUUUAUGUGGUGGAUCUUGAUUAGAGACAGAAUUAAGGGCACAUAUAAAUAAAAUGAUUAAUGUAAAUUGUAGCAAUUAUAACCUGUCCUGCCUAGUGAGUGCACAAUUCCAUAGAAAAUCAUUAUGAAAACUGACAGAGCUGGACAGGUCACAUGUAUCAUGUUAGUUGGUCUGGAAGAAUUACAGGAUGGCUUUAAACAGACUCCUUUUCGUGCUUCAACUAAGGAGGCAACAAAGGUAACGCGGGCAAUGUUUUCUCACAAGAAUGGCUUGUUAUUGGAAGGAGAUGAGCAGUUAAACAUAAGCAAGGAUUUCUUUAGUUCCAAGGAAUUUUUUUUCUUGUUAUUUUUAAUCAAACUUAGGGCUCUGUAACUGAAGAAAAGCAGUGACCUCAGCAAGUACAAACUAUGUAGGCAAUAUCAAAGCUUAGAAAUUGAAAAUACUGAAAAGAAUUAUCUAUCAGAAACAUACAUUUACUUGAAAUUAAUAUUUUAGUUGCGGAGAGUGAGCAACACAACAUCUAAUGGAAGGAAGAAAAGUCUGCGUGCCUUGGUAGUCGCUGGGAACAAAAAUGGGCUAGCAGGUACAUCGCGUAUUUUAUACAGAAGAUACAGUAUGGAAUAUGAACCCACUCUCAAUUUUUCUGAGUCAUUUUUAAAAAAUCCGGCCAGGUUUUUUUUUUCUUUUUUUUUUCUUACCAUUUCUGGUUUAUCUCUUGAUUCCUGCCCAGAGAGUGACGAGGAUCUAAUUUUCUCCUUACAAUGUCGCCCCUGAAUCACUCUUGUAGGUCGCAUGAGUAAAGGAAAUAAUCACCAAGUAAAGAAUCUCUUAAAUGUUAAACAAAUUCUCCUUGUCAGCACCUUAGGAAAAUGCAUGGAGAACAUUAUGGAGAAUUUGCAUACUAAUCUUGUGGUGUAAAGGGUUAAACCAUCCUCCAUACAAAAAAAAAAAAAAAAAUUUUUUUCAGUCAAGUUGCAUUGUGAGAGGUACAUGUGGAUUGAGAGAGAAAUUGACAUCAAUAUACUAACUUGUGCAUUGUGCACGUCCAGCUAUUUGCAUACUAAAGAACCUCGGUUUAAAUGGUGAGGUUACUUUCUCCAUCAAUCAAAUUCUACUCUUGCCACUAGAACGUGAUGAAAAAACGGAAUUUUUUUUAGGAGAUGAGAGUUAAAAAUUGGUUGUCGAUUUUGGUCUAAAAGCAUCAGAACGGAGGGAGAGUGCGAGAUAAUAAUAACAAUGUACUUAUAUACAGUUGCUCAAGGGGCAACACUCUUGUGAACACUCUAGAGCUUUCUGGAAAGAAAUCUCUAGUUGGUUACAUGAAUGCGGUAUUGAAACGCUUCCUAAUCUAACAGAUCAAAUUAAUAUUAUGUUUGGCUUAUUUGAUGUCGAUAAUCACUUUAUGCUUUUAAAUCACAUCAUGUUAAUAGCGAAGCAGACCAUCUUUCUCUGCAGACAGAAAUCUAUUUCCCCAAGCUUUAUUAGCUUCCUCGCGCACCUUAAAAAAAUUUUUAGAAUAAGAGAAUACCUAGCUAAAGAAAAGAAAAAACUAAACCUGCACUUAAUGAAAUGGGAAAAACUUUUACAAUCACUCAGUUGAAAUAACUUUACCUUGGGUAGCCUUGUAUUAAUAUUUUUGUUUAUUUAUUUAUUUAUUGACCUUAUACAAUUUUAUUUACUUUAUACUGCUGUAAUUUUUUUUUUUUAAAUGUAAAACGGAAAAACACAAUAAAAAAUAUAAAAAAAUAUAUAUACAGUUGCGGCGCAGUCUCCAUAUGAAUGGCCAGACUGCUUGAAGAAUUGUAUCAGGCUAUUAAACUAGCAAAUACCAAAACUUACAAUACAUUUAGCGCUUUGAUCACCCGACGCCCAGUACAAGUGUUAGUAAAAGGUGAAAUUUUUAUUGUAAUCUUUGCAGGUUUUGGUGUUGGGAGAGGAAAAGGUGCCCUGAGUGCAAUAACUGAGGUAUGUAAGGAAGGCAUUCAUGCUUCAGAUAUCCUCACCCGUGCCCUACUGUGGACGCUUUAUUAAAACCUACCUUCGUGAGGUUGAGAGUUUUGUUAAACUCUUCCCGUCUCCAUUAAGAGAUUUUCCAAUUUAAGGCAAAAACACAGUGUUAUAUAAUAAAUGUUUUGAUGUGAUAUUAUAAGUGUUAUACAGUACAGGUAUAGGUGUGUCAAUCGUUGUGGCAAGAAAACCCUUUCAGUUUUGCGUAGAUAACCUUUCAGUGUAAAAUAUGAGUUUCUAUAGAAACUGUGGUGCUGCGUCGGUGGAAGAGCAUAACAGGGUAAAUUAGCCACCGCAAAGCUGACGUUUCGAGCGUUAGCCCUUGGUCUUCGCUCUCGCCAUCUUUGGUCAUUUUUUUUUUUUUUUUUUUUUUUUUACUUAAAACUUCUUAAUUGAAUGUAUGGCAAGAAAAAGAAAUAAUAAAAUGUAAAAAGCAAUUGACUAGUUUCCACAGAGCAUAGAGACCAAGCACUAUCUGUCCAGAUUAGGGCCGAUGAAAAAAUAGACAACAACAACAACAGCGAGGAAAGGACACUGAUUAUGAAAAAAAAUUAAUUUGCGGUACUUUUGAGUUUUGCAUAAACUGACAUUGUGUUAAUUUCGUCCUUGUUCUUUUACCAGGCAAAGAACAGAGCUGUGAACUAUCUUUACCAUUUUGAACGCUGCGACAACCACACAAGUAAGUUUUCACCUCCAUCGAAACCCUAAAAAGUUCCGACGUAAAUGUAUCUUUGAUUGGUCACCUUUUUAAACAGAUUUUGCGCAACAAAUUGAGGAUACCUCAAGAUAUAAAAGAUACUGAUUGCGUUCCACUCAAACAUUUGCAAAUGGAGCCGUCCAGUUGGGGGACACUUCUCACAAGCAGACAUAGCUUUCGAGCAGGCCCUAUUUAUUAGCUGCAGGGCGCACGGGUUUCUCUGCGCGCGGGAAGAUGUCAGACGAGUCGAGGAGAGGUUUGUCGGGAGAUUUAUCACGACUAGAUCCCUUCCAGACUUCUCGCCGGCUAGUGCUCAAGGCUUACACUUUCACACUUGCGAAGAAACGUCUGUGCCGAAGUGCAUAUAAUGAGGACCUGCACGGAAGCUAAAGCAGACACGAUGUUUUGUUCCCAGCACCCUGGAAAGACAAACAACAACAACAACAACAAUGGAUUAAUAAUUAUAUCGUCCUGACUGUGGUGUGCUGUAAUUUAACGUUUUCCUUUGACCUUCGUUGCAGUUUUUCAUGACAUGGAAACGAAGUAUCACUGCACAAAAAUAAACUUUUUCAGAAAGCCACGAGGUAUCGUACAACUUAGUUUGAAAACCUAAAUAUUUUACUACUUAAGAUCUUGGUGCUCUUUUCUCUAACGUUGCUUUGUAUUUCCGAAGAUCUGAGCCAUAACAUAAUAUUGUAUCAGAGUACAGUGUGCGCGUAUGCCUUUUUGAUUCUCCUAUUCGGUUAAAUUUCUUUUUUGACGGACAUAGUGAAAAGUAGAGAGAGCAGGUUGGCUGGUUGGUUUGGGGGUAAGGGAUUUAUUACUUUAGAUUGUUAAAAAUUGCUAACCAGAAUGCCCUCCAAAAUGCACAAAAUGGCAUUUGAGCGUCUCUAGAUUAACGAGGUUACCUAUUCUUGUUUGUUUGCGCUUUAUUUUUUUUUUGGUUUUUGUUUAUUGUUCGCCUUUGUUUUGUGCUCAUGAGAAAUGAAAUUAAACGCACAUCUGCUUUUAAUGGCAAUAGUGGCCCAGCGUCUUUCAAAUAUUUCUCAUCGCCAACAAGCUUUCGCACUUAGAGGGAUGAUGUUAAUUCAAUUUGUAUGUCUCUCCCAGGCUUUGGACUUCGCUGCCAUCGAGCGAUAAAAGAGAUCGCAAUACUCAUCGGAAUUGAAGACAUGCGCUGUAAAGUGUACGGUGAGACGAACCCCAUCAGCCUCGUUCGCGCGGUGUUCCAGGGACUGCUUAGUCAGGUAAAUUUUUAUCGGCGCGCAAGCCGUCGAGAAUGAAAGGAACUUAGAGGGACCAUCUAGUUGGAAAGUUCAGUUUUUGAAUGGCAUUCACGUGCUCAGCGGCAAUGACCCUGGUGCAUUAGUGCUGGUAGGACAUUAUUUUUAAAACAGUUUAAAGUGAUCGUAAAUUAUUUUUCUCAUUGACCAAAUGCAACGCAGGCUGGGGUUGGCCGUUGGUAAAGGUCUAUAUCCUGUGCCAGGGCUUAGAGAGUGCGCGAAAAACCGCGAGAGUCAGGCAACGAAAAAUUAACAAAUAAAUAAUACUCAACUAGGGAUCGACCGAAACAUCAUCAAGGCGCUCGCUGACGGCUACCCGGUCUAACUUUUAUUUAGAUUUUUUAAAAUUAUCAUUAUUAUCAAUUACCGUAAUGAUUAUCAUCAUUUUUAUCAUAAUGAUAUUUUGACGUUAUCUCUGAUCCAUAACUGAACGUACUCGCGACAAGACUGAUUCUAUUAGAUUAAUCUAUGUACAAUAUCGUUGCAGGAGACGCAUCAGCAGCUUGCAGAUCGCACAGGCUUUAAUGUAGUGGAGUUCAGAGCUGAGUGUGGAAAUAGGCCCAUGAUUGUGGCCUCACCAAGUGACGAGGCCCGAAACAAGGCUCUCAAAAAGAGAUCUGAAAAAGCGGAGUACAACUUUAACGAGGUCUUCGAUCCUUACAGAGGACUCCAUCGACCUAAGAAAGUGGUUGACUUGUUUUAGUCUUCUACAUUUGGAAUGAUUCAGAACCAGUAAUGCGUGUGUUCGGUGUACAGGGAACCCUUCGAUUUUUGACUGACGAGAAUUCCCUCGAUUCAGGAGAAAAGAGCGUUGUAUCCACUCUUACUGUGAGACUGAGAGAAAAUUAUUCUCAACAAAUUUUUACUGACAUAGAAACGAUACAGGGGGUUGUCGAUUUAGGAGUGUAGGGAGAGAGCUAAGGAAGAUGCUGGGGAUAGGGGUUUCUUCGGGUUGUGGAGCAUGUUAAGCAAAUUGUCAAAUCAAGAGGUCUUAGUUUGACUCUCGUUCUCCACUAAAGCCUCUUGAUUUGACUGUGCCUUUGUUUGACUCCCAACCUCUCCCCCUCUUUCGAGCCCCGUCGACUCUGUUAUCGUGUCCUUAAUUUUCUUUUCCCUUAUCUUAAUCAAAUAACUUUAGCUGAUGAGGUUAGUUUCCCUCUAAUAAAACAGGUC
Pocillopora meandrina is the source of this 8187-nucleotide messenger RNA. The record is from the annotation of a GenBank genome assembly. NCBI's taxonomy places the organism in Eukaryota, Metazoa, Cnidaria, Anthozoa, Scleractinia, Pocilloporidae.